AUGUCCAAGCUUUCGGUCACACCCAAUGGACUCAUGCAGAAACCGCUCAAGGCAUCGGAUCCCUUGGUCCCGAAGUCUCUGGUGCAACUUGAGAAGGAGAUGGAGAGUAUCGCGAAUGGACAUGGCGUUGUCCCCGAGUAUCUCCAAGCUGAGAUGUGUGACAAGACCAUUGAUGAUUGCGAUUUCACUACCGGCAUGUUCGACAAGAAUGCGGCGAAGUACUCGGACUCUCAUCGCGAAGUCAACCUUUACGACAUCAUCGCAAUCAUGGCCAGCGCCAAUAACUGUCAGGAAGAUCUCCUGGACGAGCAUACCUGGAACAAUCAUGUUCACACUCCCCUCCUCAACGCCGCCUUUUACGGAAAAUAUCCUUGCCCUCCGCAGCUCGAUGGCUUCCUGACCUGCGCCACCGCUACCAUCCUUCCUGAGUACAAGAUCAAAGCUGCCCCUGGCAAAAAGGUCGACUACGUCGCUUACAUCAACCCCGACAACGACAAAGCCCAUCCGAACGCCAGAGCCAUUAUCGAUAAGUAUCGCGCCAACUUUGCAGAGGAUUCCAUCAACCAUACUGGCUAUCGCAAGGUCACACCCAUCUCCUUCAGCAUCGAGACCAAGCGCAGCGAUCUUUUGGAAGAUGGACCGACCUUUUGGCUCGACUGGGAAGCUGUUUCCAACCUUCCGAAUCAUCGCCGGCAUCCGUCGGUUGAGAACCUGGUCGUCUCAAGUCUUCUGGCCUUGGUACACGGAGUUUGUGCUCAACCCCAAGCCAGCGCCAACCACUUCUUGAGACCGUCGCUUGUACGGCUCAUAAAAUUCUUGUGUCUUCAACAUGAGCACACUCAUACCCUGACCCUCAAGAAACGAAAAACUUCAUCCCCCCUAUGCACUUGGUGCUCUAUUGCGACUUGGAAAUGA
Fusarium proliferatum ET1 is the source of this 915-nucleotide messenger RNA. RefSeq lists its product as uncharacterized. Bases 1 to 915 code for a protein of 304 amino acids. The record is from RefSeq and is a predicted model, not a curated record. Lineage: Eukaryota; Fungi; Ascomycota; Sordariomycetes; Hypocreales; Nectriaceae. The transcript has 5 exons.